Spinacia oleracea (spinach) is the source of this 1917-nucleotide messenger RNA. RefSeq lists its product as uncharacterized. Lineage: Eukaryota; Viridiplantae; Streptophyta; Magnoliopsida; Caryophyllales; Amaranthaceae. The transcript is spliced from 6 exons. The record is from RefSeq and is a predicted model, not a curated record. The coding region runs from base 1 to 1917 and encodes 638 amino acids.
AUGAAAGCUAACGAGGAGUGCAUAACAAUAACAAUCCCGACAAGUGUGUAUGGUCAUGAACAAAAACUUAGUGUUGAUUAUGAGAAUAUGUUUGAUUGGUGCUUCCAAAGAGAGAUUGAAGCUACUCACUUGUCCAUCUUUAUGAAUGGGAUCAAGAAAUUUAGCGAGAAAUAUCGGAAGGAUAUCAAGAAGGUGAAAAAGAAUAAUCCAGGGAUAAAGUGGAAGAAACCACAAUGUCCUCGUCAACCCCUAAACUCCUACGAGUGUGGAUAUUAUAUAUGCCGCUACAUGCUUGAGACUAUAGAAAAAAGACGACAAGUUAUUCCUGAUCAGGUGGUUGAUGUUCCUAGUGCGUUGGUUGAUUCGGUGGUGGUGGGAGUGGGGGGAGGUGGUCAGUGGGAGGGAGUUGUAUUGGUGGUGGUGGGAGGUGGUGGUGGGCAGUGUGGGAGGGAAGAGAAGUUCCCGGAGAUGGAUCGUAGUUGGAUUUAUGGUAGACGUGACACAAAGGAUUUCAUGCAUGGGGUUUCGAAGUUCUGUAUGAGUGCUUUACAACAUCAAGCUAGUACGGGGGUCAAAGAGUUUUAUUGUCCUUGUGCCGAUUGUGAGAAUGUGAACACGGUCAAUAAUGUUUUGGUGAUUAGAGAUCAUGUAUUUAUGCGUGGGUUUAGACCUAAUUACCAUGUAUGGGUUUAUCAUGGUGAGAGUGGAGUGUACGUAGGUAAUUCUAGUAAGAAUGUUGUGCAUGAACAAGAAGAAGCUAUCUAUGCGGAAGGGGAAGCCGAUUGUUUUGAGGAUGAGGAUGACGAUGACGUUGAAAAUAAUAUUGAUGAUGAUAAUGAUCGUGUCGAGGACAUGUUGCACGAGGUCGAGGAUGAAGUUCGCGAUCGUGUUUUUGAGUGCUUGUCUAAGGCGGCUGAAACGCCAUUGUAUCCUGGUUGUACAAAGUAUAGCAAGCUUUCCGUUGUUUGCACACUCUACAAUAUCAAGACAAGCGGAGGCUGGACUGACAUUAGUUUCACUGAGUUGUUGGUGGCGCUAAGUGAUAUGUUACCGGCUGGCAAUGAACUUCCCAGGUCGAACUAUUAUGCCAAGAAGCUCAUGUGUCCCUUUGGUUUAGAGUACAAGAAGAUACAUGCUUGUCCAAAUGAUUGUCUGCUAUAUCAUAAGCAGUAUGAGAAUUUGGAUAAGUGUCCACGGUGCGGAGUGUCGCGUUACAAAUGCAAAGGGGUAAGCGAGGGUAAGAAUGUUUACCAAGCUAAGGUGUUGUGGUAUCUUCCCAUAAUACCGAGAUUCAAGCGCUUGUUUUCGAUAAAAAAAGAUGCAAGGAAUUUGAGGUGGCAUGCAGAUCCUGAUCGAAGGAAGAGAGAUGGUUUGCUUAGGCAUCCUGCUGAUUCUCCCCAGUGGAAGACUAUUGACAAGCUUCAUGACACUUUUGGUAAGGAACCUCGGAAUUUGAGGCUUGGGUUAUGUACGGAUGGGAUGAAUCCAUUUGGCACUCUUAGCUCCCAACAUAGUACAUGGCCAGUACUUUUAGUCAUAUAUAAUUUACCUCCUUGGUUGUGUAUGAAACACAAGUACAUCAUGUUGUCGCUUCUUAUAUCGGGGCCUAAACAACCGGGAAACGACAUAGAUGUCUACCUUGAACCUCUCGUUGAUGAUUUGAGAAAGAUGUGGGAUGAAGGGGUUUCUGUGUUUGAUGCACAUGCAAAUGAGACGUUUAGAUUGCGUGCAAUGCUUUUCUGCACCAUCAAUGACUUCCCUGCUUAUGGUAACUUAUCCGGCUACAAGAACAAAGGAAUGAAAGCUGCCCGACUUGUGAAGAGGAUACACAAUCCAAAUAUAUUUCCGAAUGUCACAAAUAUGUGUUCUUGCGAACGCGAAGGCUUCUUAGACGUGAUCAUCCCUAUCGUAAGAUGA